This is a messenger RNA of Desarmillaria tabescens, 1572 nucleotides long. RefSeq names its product PIN domain-containing protein. The record is from RefSeq and is a predicted model, not a curated record. The transcript has 6 exons. NCBI's taxonomy places the organism in Eukaryota, Fungi, Basidiomycota, Agaricomycetes, Agaricales, Physalacriaceae. Bases 67 to 1329 code for a protein of 420 amino acids. Gene Ontology annotation, cellular component: nucleus.
CUUGGACAGCAACCACCAUCGAAACCAGCCAAGGCGUUGUAAGCACGCUGCAGGUGAGUGACUGCAAUGUCUUUCACUAACUUUUCUGGUAUCCAUUCGUCGGAUCCGGGCUUCUCUAUCCUUCCAGUCAAUACGCAUGUUGAAGAAUCUUUGAAAGAUGUUACUUUGCAAGCUUUCAAUCAGUUUGCUAAUGAAGAUGUUGAGAUGCAGGCACCUCUGUCGGAGAGCGGCGCAUUCGUAGUAGUGGACACGAACAUAUUGCUACAUGACUUCGAUGUUCUGGUUCAGUUCGUCGAAGACAUCGAAAGAGAAAAUGUUCCAGUAGUGAUUAUUAUCCCUGGUGUAGUCAUCCAGGAACUCGAUGGACUUAAACACAAUCCAUCAUUGAGGUGGUUCGCCAGACGAUCUUCUACUUGGCUGUUGAAGAAGGUCCAGGAAAGGCGAUCUGUGAAAGGACAAGCGACUGAGGAGACUCUUAGGCGAUCAGGCAACUGGAGGGUCACACUGCGGGAUGAGGUACGGAAAGAUGGUGACAGAAGCAACGAUGAGCUGAUCGUCGAUUGUUGCAAAUAUUUCGCUCUAAUCAACCGCACCGUCCUUUGGAGUGGCGAUAAGAAUCUUUGUUUUGACGUGCAUGCCGAAAAAACCAUCGGUGCAUUGUCUCCUGAUCGUCGUCAAUGGACAAGUCGCUAUCUUAUUGGUGUCAUUUUUGAAAACAGCGUGGACCUGAGCAAAUUCGCGUCUGAGAAACCUGCAUACAAAAGUGACACGCGUAUUGUGGAAGAAACGAGCCAGCUCCCAAGUCAUACACAGGACCCUGACGGUAUGGACAUUGACGAAGAGGGUGAUGAUGGUCUAGUCAUUAUCCGGACAGACGCACGCGAUCUCCUUCACGUCCAAGUCGUCAACCACUUUUCCAUGCUGCUGGCUCAGCUUGUCCUGCGCGUCGGGAGUGCAGAAAUACGUUCGUAUCAGACGCGCUCGGUGUCCAGAUAUGCACCUGAAUGGCAACAGAACAGGAAACCGAUUGCUGAUUGGAGUGUAUCUGAGCUGUUGGAGUACCUGGACGGCAAUAAAUGCCGCGCGGCCACGAACCCUAAGCUAGAGUGGUUCCUGCAGCUUCCCCCUAGCUAUCGACCAGACCCAAAAGCCAGUAAUUCGCGUGGCUCGCGAAGAGGACAAGACUGGUCGCGAACGGACUGGCUCAAUGCUCUUGGUGGUCUGAAGCAGAUUGGGAUCGACUGGGCAGACACUCCCAUCCAAGAAUCCCUAGCUAUGCUAGAGCGAGAAUUGUCAUUCGUAUUUUCGCAGGAGAUGGUGAUCAUAUGAAAAUAUCUGCUAUUCCGUUAUGUACAUUUGUUUUUCCUGUUUCACCGCUUGACCGCUAUUGUAUUCCUAUAUUUUUGAAGGGACUGCGGUUCGAGCGAGACUAUCAGCUGGUAUAUAUAUAUUGCGGCUAGAAACAAACUGGAUAAUGCUAGGUUUGCUCUGGGUAGCCUCGACGCAAUCAAUGUCAAUUCCUGGAUCUCAUUAAUAAAGAUGCUUAUGCUCCAUCGGGGCAAGGUACCCGUC